AGAUUUUCACGAAGUAAAGGAGCGGCUGGGUCUGCUGCUGCCUCUGUCUCUCUCUCUUGCUGGAGCCUCAGUUCUGCAUUACAUCACUGGCGGCCAGCUCCCGCUGGGGUGGAAAGAGGAAGCGUCAAGGAGCGAUUCCUAGACUGAUUAGGAUAAAGAAGGAAGAAGAAAAAGCAGGAACAGAUGAGAAGAUCAUGCCAUGGCAGAAUUGGCGACGACGGCCAGCAGCAGCAGCAAGAGGGGCGGCAACGGGAGGCACGGGAGCAGCAGCAGCAGCAGCAGUAGCAGCAGCAGCAACAACCCUGCAGCAGGGGCGGCGGCGGCGGUAGCAGAGGGAGACGGAGGAGAUGGGGAAGAAGGAGGAGGAAAAAGAGGGGGAGAAGGGGCAGCGGCGGCUGUGAACUCCCAGGAUGAGGACUACGAGUGCAAGAUCUGCUACAACUAUUUCGACUUGGACCGGCGGGCCCCCAAGCUUCUGGAAUGCCUGCACACCUUCUGCCAGGAGUGCCUGAGCCAGCUGCAAGUCCGCGGGGCUGCCCAGCAGGAGCGCGAGCAGCAGCAGCAGCGGCCGCCCCCGGCCCCUCCGCCCUGGCACCCUGGGCCAGCAGGGGCCGCCGAAGCAGGGACCGGGCUUGCCAACCCCGGUCCUAGCUCGUCGGGCCUCGGAGGCAUUGCCUGCCCGGUGUGCCGCCACCGCACGGCCCUGCCCGACAGUCGCGUGCACAACCUGCCCAACAACACCAAGUUCGCCGAGGCCUUUCCGCUCUACCUGCGCGCUGCGCAGGACCCGCUGCCCCAGGACAGCCUCCCGCCGCUGCCGCUGCCGCUGCCCCCACCCCGGCGCGCCGGGGGCGCCCAACCGCACCACCCCGCGCACAGCCACCCUCACGCCCACCACCACCAUCACCACCACGCCCAUUCCCACCCGCCCCCAGCGCUCGGGCAGCGGGAGGAGCCGGCGGGCGGGGCGGCUGCAGCGCCAGCGUCAGAGCCGGCUCCAGCUCCGGCGUCCAUUCCGGCCCCGGUCCAGGCCCCGGUGCCCCUCGGCCGUGGCGGCCUCAGCUCCUCCGCCGGGCCCGCGGGAGGAGGCGGCUACGAGAGCUGCCAGAACUGCAAGCGGGCUGCGCUGACAGCCGGCUGCGUGUGCGUGGUCUUCUCCUUCCUCUCCAUGGUGGUGCUGCUCUUCACCGGCCUCAUCUUCGUGAACCACUACGGCGGGGGUGGAGGCGGGGGUGGCGUGCCCGGGACAGCCCCCGGCACCACAGCGGGCGGCUCGCCGUCGCCGUCGCCCGUGGGGCCCAUCUGCCUCUCGGUGGCCAGCAUCCUGGCCUUGUUCUCUGUCGUCGUCACUUGGGUCAUCUGCUGGCUCAAGUACCGUCCCGAAGGGGCGGCCGGGGGCUCAGCUGCAGCCGCCACGGCUGGGGGCGGGGGCAGCGGCGGAGCUGGAGGUAGUGGUAGUGGAGGAAAAGUAUCUACCUGGAAAGAUUCUUCAGGAACCCAGUUGAAUUCUGGAUCCCUUGAAUAA
Molecule: messenger RNA, 1525 nt
Organism: Dromiciops gliroides (monito del monte)
Lineage: Eukaryota; Metazoa; Chordata; Mammalia; Microbiotheria; Microbiotheriidae
Product: POU domain, class 3, transcription factor 3-like
Exons: 3
Coding region: 200-1525 (441 amino acids)
Biological process (GO): protein ubiquitination
Molecular function (GO): ubiquitin protein ligase activity
Source: RefSeq, a predicted model, not a curated record